Molecule: messenger RNA, 5699 nt
Organism: Pungitius pungitius (ninespine stickleback)
Lineage: Eukaryota; Metazoa; Chordata; Actinopteri; Perciformes; Gasterosteidae
Gene: kcna3a
Product: potassium voltage-gated channel, shaker-related subfamily, member 3a
Exons: 1
Coding region: 4118-5659 (513 amino acids)
Biological process (GO): protein homooligomerization; potassium ion transmembrane transport
Cellular component (GO): voltage-gated potassium channel complex; membrane
Molecular function (GO): protein binding; delayed rectifier potassium channel activity
Source: RefSeq, a predicted model, not a curated record
UUAGCAUCCUGGUGCUUGUGGUCUUUCUGGUCUCGGGUCAGACACAAAGCGAUGGUCCAACCCUCAGGGGAGUCUUACCAGCACCACGCCGAUACCACCGCCCACACCUCCGUCACAGCGCCGUGCAGGGCCCGGGGAGCGCCACCCUUCCACCCAACCUGCCGCUCGGAAUAGCACGGAGUCGCGUGCCAUCGCCGCCUCUGGAGAUCCUGGGGACCUGCGUCACAUGACCUCCGAGGAGAGCGCGGCGGCUCCAGCCCGCAGUCGCCCCUCAAAGGCCAAUUUGUAUCCACCUUGAGUGGAGAAGAACCUCAUUGAAAUGCGUGUUCAAUGCUGCCCAGGCUGUUGAAGGUCAGAUGAUGCUAAUCAGAAGUGUUUAGUAAUGGGACUUGUGUUUCACUUGUUCUGUUCUGUCUAUAUUUGCAGGAAAUGAUUUGUCUUGGAACGUCUGGUCUGGUUUCUGCUUCUGUGUGUGUGUGUUUUUCUGGAUUUGUGCAGAUACAACUGUGCACUGCAUGUAAGUCGGCACCGGUAAGUGGCGUGUGUGUGCGUUUUGUGUGUUUGUUUUGUGGAAGUGCAGCUGUACCGUUAAGGCACAGACGUUGAUGAGAUGCAGAGUUUAAUUCCCCCGUCGUCUUCACGCUUGUUUUAUUCAUCGCUGUGGCAGCAGCUGCUCGCGUUUCCUUGGUGGGGAAAGACUUCCUGAGGCGUACGCAAAUUCAAACACACAAUCUUACCACACUAAGAAAAGUACAUUGUGACUCAUACAAAUAAAACCACUUCUAGAUUUUCCUUUUACAAACCCCGUUUGUUUCCAAACUGUUCAUUAACUACUUUUUAAACUUGUAAUAUAACCUUUGUGCCACAUGAACUAUGCAUUUUUACCCAAUAGAAGUAUUUACCGCAGUUUUUUUUCCAUAAUAUACCUGACAACGUGUAAAUGUUUCCCAGUGCCACUGCGGUCAAAGACUUUUAUUCACAACCAAAAAAAUGACCCAGUAGAUGAUCAGCCUUUGUGUGUAACUGUAUUUAAAGUGGAGUUUUAAAUUCUACUCUCUGUAACAGUUCUUUGGUCUGGACAAACCGCCGUGUGAUUCUAUGCUAUCGGAUGCCAUCUGAUGGCUUGAUUGGGCCCUUUAUUACAUUGACUCGGAUUGAAUUCGUCACCUUAAGCGUCUGACAGGAUAUUGACUGAAGGAGCUUUCAAAACCACUUCCAUUAUUCAUCAUUUAACCCCUCGCCCCCCCCCCCACAGCUUCGCUCCGUGGCGAGAAAUAGUGUUGUUGCAUGACUCGUGACCUUGACCUUUCACCCUGACCCCUGAUGGCUGUGGCAGCGGACAAUAGCAAUGUGUAAUGAUUGGGUGCUGUUAGGGCUGGCAGCCAAUGCCUGACUGAUCAAUAGAUGCUGCUCUCCCUCUCUAUUGAUCCAUCGUGCCUUGCUCCUCGUUACUCCAUGAGCCGUCCAUGUCACGUUGGAGGAGAACUCGCCCUCUUUGCUCAUUACGCUCGGUGUUGGAGAAAGAGAAACGCAGUUCAGACCUCGUCUCCCUCUCGGGUCAGAAGCACAAUGUCACUUGUAACGUCACUUAAAAUUGCACUUUUCUGCCAGCAUUAUUAAGUCAUCCUUUAACUGUACACAUGACAUCCAUUGCAGUCUGUCCAUCCCGGGAGAGGGAUCCCUCCUCUGACGUUCUCCCUAAGGUUUCUUCCCUUUUUUCCCCAUUGAAGGUUUUUUUUCAUAUUUUGGGGAGUUUUUCCUGUGCCGAUGUGAGGGUUUCGGGACAGAGGAUGUUGCAUGUGUACAGACUGUAAAGCCCUCUGAGGCAAAUUUGUAAUUUGCGAUUUUGGGCUAUACAAAAUAAAAUGAAUUGAAUUGAAUUGAAUUGAACUUGCCAGACUGAUAGAAAAAAGCCUAUCUUUAGCUUUCUUUAGCUCCAGAGGUCUGGAUAUGUAAUAUGUCUGUUUUUUAUUCUCAGCCGGCAGGCAGCCAGAAUGGGCUAGAAAUGGACUGAAUGACCUUGUGGAGGUAAAACUCCAUUUAGCAUGUAUGAAGGCAUGUGAGGUUGGGAAUAUGCAUGUGCUCAAAAAGGUCAGUGUCUAGGGGGAAUCAUUGGCUCUGCUUUAUGAGGAGAAUAAAUCACCUGUACUGCUGUGACUGAUCAAAAAAUAGACUUGAUAUCGAGUCUGACACCUUUGCUCUCACGUAGAUGCUAUCUGCAUGAAAAUAUCCUCAAAACCACGGCACGCAUUCAGCCGCACACAAUGUAACCAGGAAUGUAGACGUCCAGACUACGAAUCAAACCCGUCCUGAAGGAAUUUACAUUUCAUUUUCUUUUCAGCUGUUAACUGGAGUUUGAAUUGGAGGAUAGAAAGAGAGAGGGAACACAGAGCUGUUCGAUGAUGAAAGUGUGUCUCGGGUUUUCUGAUUCUUCGGGGUUGGAUAAGCUCGCCGUAGACGCUCACUAAUCGCCACAGUCUGGGUUUCUUUACGCGUGACGUGUUCAUUCCUCACCUUUCACCCUGACCCUGUAACUCCUUGAACUUAUCUCCCUCCCACUUUACAAAACACUUCAUAUUGGGUUGCCUUGGCAAUAAAAAAUGAAUAAAAUAACCCAGACAAAGACUUCCCGUGCUGGCUGAGAGGCGACUAACAGGAGGUUGUUAAUGAGAGCCGGGUUUCUUAUUUUAAUGCAGCGAUUUUAAUGAGUUGAGUAGAAAUAAACCGUCAGUGUCUGAAAAUGGACGAACCACUUUGAAAUCUAUUUCAUCACACAGAAACAUCACAGACAAUAAAGAUUUGCAUCGAAUCAACUUUAACCCCAAGAUUAACAAUUGCAAUAGAACUAAAGCAUGAAUUAAGAAAAAUAAUGUAGGACUUUCGGAAUUUCAAUAUAACAUAGACACAAGUGUGUCUUUUUGUGGACAUGGUUGACGCUCAUUGUCCUAUGUCCUAUAACUAACAAAUAUCCAUCCAUCCAUCUUCAAACCACUCAUCCUUGCUAGAGUCAAUCCCAGCUAAUAAAAGGGCGGGUAAACCCUGGAUCGGUCGCCAACACCGACAACCAUUCACCCUCACAUCUACAAUGAUACACCUACAGGUCCCAAUCAACCUAAUCCACACAGAAGGGAGUCAAACCCAGGACCUGCUUGCUGUGAGGUGACCACCACACUUCCUAAAAAAAAAUUCAAAAUAUAUUCAGUUUAAAAUAAUCGAAAAUUCAGGAAAGCAGCAAAGCAAUCACUUUGGAGUAGUAGCUGACAUGAUAAUUAAGUGGAGGUCCUUCACCAGGAAUUUUUGGACACUUUUUUGUAUUCUGCUGAAUCUUUUUGCAACAUUUUAUAUUACGAACAAAAUUCAGUUGUCAAAUACCAUUUAAAAAUAAUAUCUAUAUUUAAUAAUAUAAUUAAAAUGUGUCAUCUCCUACAGUGAGAGGUUUUCCUCUCAAUUGUGUUUCUGGCGGGACAAAAGACUUUUUAGAGUGUCAGUCAAGAGGAUUUUCUCAUUUAUUCGUUUGAAAGGACGUUGCCAUGUUUGUACUAAGCUGUUUUUAACUUUCAAUUUGACAUGUUGAAAUGAAUACCCAGAGUUUCACAAUAGUAAAUUAGCCCCGUCGAUUCGGAAGCGUGGCGCGCAUGUUUCCAGCACCACGGAGAGCUACAGCCCCUCGACAAGAAGAAACCAGACGCGAACACUUCCAUUCAUGUGGUUUGGACUGUGAACAUCUGGACAGCCCCAACCCCCCCCCUCGCUGUGUGGACAAACCUGGUUACAUCAGCUCAGGUGCUUUGGGAGAUGUGACGCGAUGCUGCUGUUGUUCCUCUUAAAGAACGCUGUUCCGCCGCAUGAAUGAAAGUGUGAAGUUCCUUUCCCAUUGGACGGAUGGUGGACGUAUGCCAGACAUGUGCGCGCCGUGGGCGGGUGUCGGCGUGCGCGCGCGUGUCUGUGCGUGUCUGUGUCUGUGUGUGUGUGUGUGUGUGACGGGGCGGUGGGGAGGGGAGCGCUCCAGUGCGUGAACACGCGCAGAAAGGUGACAGUUAGGAGACAUGCACUUGGCAUCGGCCCCGGCUCCGCGAAGCUGUAGGGCUUUGGCUGGGAGAGAAGAAAAAACACCUGUAUGGACGAGCAGGCGUUCAGCGUGAUCCAUCCGCGCUCCACCGCCUGGCACGAGGGCGACGGCCCGGCGUAUGCCGAGGCGGAGGAGGGCGUCAUGACGGCGCGGCGCAUGCUGGAGGAGCCCGCCGUGCCCUCGUCGCGUCGCCUGUCGGUGGACCGAGGCGAGCGCGGCCGGCAGGGAUGCUGCGAGAGGGUGGUCAUCAACAUCUCGGGCUUGCGCUUCGAGACGCAACUGAAAACUUUCAACCAGUUCCCGGACACGCUGCUGGGGAACCCGCGGAAAAGGAUGCGCUACUUUGACCCGCUGAGGAACGAGUACUUCUUCGACAGGAACAGACCGAGCUUCGAUGCCAUCCUGUACUACUACCAGUCGGGGGGGCGCAUCCGGAGACCUGUUAACGUCCCCAUUGAUAUUUUCUCCGAGGAGAUCAGGUUCUAUCAACUCGGAGAGGAGGCCAUGGAGAAAUUCCGCGACGAUGAAGGGUUUAUAAAAGAAGAGGAGCGCGUGUUGCCCAAAAGAGAGUUCCAAAAGCAGGUUUGGCUUUUGUUUGAGUAUCCCGAAAGCUCCGGACCCGCGCGGGGGAUCGCCAUAGUUUCGGUGCUGGUCAUUCUGAUUUCAAUCGUUAUUUUCUGCAUGGAGACUCUUCCGGAGUUUCGGGAUGACAGAGACCAAUCCACAGUGGCCCCCGCGGUCAACGGCACGGCGCCCCACGCGGCGAGCCCGUUCUUAGACCCCUUCUUUGUGAUCGAGACCCUGUGCAUCAUAUGGUUCUCUUUCGAGUUGCUCGUCCGGUUCUUCGCCUGCCCCAGCAAAACGUGCUUCUCCAAAAACAUCAUGAACAUCAUCGACAUCGUGGCGAUAUUCCCGUACUUCAUCACCCUGGGCACCGAGCUGGCCGAGAAGGAGACCAACGGCGGCCAGCAGGCCAUGUCCCUGGCGAUCCUCCGGGUCAUCCGACUGGUGAGGGUCUUUCGCAUUUUUAAGCUGUCGCGUCACUCGAAGGGACUUCAGAUCCUGGGCCAGACGCUCAAGGCCAGCAUGCGGGAACUCGGCUUGCUCAUAUUCUUCCUUUUCAUCGGGGUUAUCCUCUUUUCCAGCGCGGUGUACUUUGCGGAAGCGGACGACCCCUCGUCCAGUUUCACCAGCAUCCCCGACGCGUUUUGGUGGGCGGUGGUCACCAUGACCACGGUCGGAUACGGAGACAUGCACCCGGUGACCAUCGGUGGGAAGGUCGUGGGUUCGCUGUGCGCAAUAGCGGGCGUGCUGACCAUUGCCCUGCCCGUGCCGGUGAUUGUGUCCAACUUCAACUACUUUUACCACAGGGAGACGGACGGAGAGGAGACCCCCCAGUACGUGCACACCAGCAGCUGCGAGCACCUCCCCCCGGAGGAGCUGAGGAGGUCGUGCAGCUCUCCAUCCCUGAGCAAGUCCGAGUACAUGGUGAUAGAGGAGUGCAUCCACAGCGCGUUCAAACAGCCCCACUUCUCCACCGAAAACAACCAGAACUGCGUGAACAUCACAAAGAUCUUCACAGAUGUGUGAAUGAGCCCCGCGAUGCACUUUUAUGGAGCAUGAAGACUUA